This is a messenger RNA of Pelobates fuscus (common spadefoot toad), 1906 nucleotides long. It is a transcript of the gene GCNT4, whose product is annotated as glucosaminyl (N-acetyl) transferase 4. The coding region runs from base 159 to 1475 and encodes 438 amino acids. The record is from RefSeq and is a predicted model, not a curated record. The transcript has 2 exons. Gene Ontology annotation, molecular function: acetylglucosaminyltransferase activity. Gene Ontology annotation, cellular component: membrane. NCBI's taxonomy places the organism in Eukaryota, Metazoa, Chordata, Amphibia, Anura, Pelobatidae.
AACAUAUGUAAUAGUAGAGGCAGGCUCCUUCCUUCUCUGUUAGGCACAGAAAGCAUCAACACGCAGUUAUGCCCAUGCUUAGAGCCCUCUCUUAAUCUGGACUCAAGACAUCCCCAGCUAUAAACAAGCAGACCCUUCUCUACUCUACUGCACUUUCAAUGAAGAGAUGGAGGUGUUUUCCUCUAAACACUCUGAAGAAAAAGUUUACUCUCUUUGUCCUCGCUGCUUCUCUGAUCUGUAUUUUGCUUGUGAAAUAUGACAUUUUUGCGAGAACCCCCAUUUAUAUGGUGGAACCUAAACUUUUUUCAGGAAGUGUCGAGCAGAGAGAGCUUGUUACAAACCCUCCAUCCACUAAUAUCAACUGCACUCAAAUAUACGAGCAAGAACCUUCUGAAAUUGGGAAGAGUUUAGAGUUACGAAGAAAAGUUAUAUAUGACCUAAAAGAUGAAGAUGUAGCAUCAUUAACAAAAAACUGUGAUGCCUAUAAGAAACUUAGGAAAUAUGACAGUAGGCCAAUUUCCUUUGAUGAGAAAAAUUUCCCAAUUGCAUACUCCAUUGUUGUACAUAAAGAGGCCAUAAAUGUAGAAAGACUUCUGCACACCAUUUAUAACCCAGUAAAUGUGUACUGUAUCCACUAUGAUAAAAAGUCAUCUCUGGCUUUUAAAAAUGCCAUAACAAACCUAGCAAGUUGUUUUCCCAAUGUUUUUAUUGCCUCUAAACUUGAAACUGUAACGUAUGCCCACAUUUCGAGGCUGCAAGCAGAUCUGAAUUGCUUAUCCGAUUUGCUGAAUUCCACCAUCAAGUGGAAUUAUGUCAUCAACUUGUGUGGACAGGAUAUGCCUCUCAAGUCAAACUUUGAACUCGUCUCAGAGUUAAAAAAGCUUAAUGGCCGGAAUAUGCUUGAGUCUUCGCGGCCUUCCGAAUUCAAAAAAGAACGUUAUACAUAUCACCAUGAAGUCAAGAAAUUGGCCAAUUCUGGUAACAUGGAGAUGCCUGAGAAAACCCUUACCAUUAAAGAUCCUCCACCAUGGAAUAUUGAGAUGUUUGUUGGCAGUGCCUAUUUUGUCUUGAGCCGUCCAUUCAUUAGUUACAUUUUGGAUAUUCAUUUUUUAAAAGACUUUUUAACUUGGUCAGAAGAUACCUAUUCUCCUGAUGAACAUUUUUGGGCUACUCUGGUCCGUGUGCCUGGAGUUCCAGGAGAAAUUUCAAGAUCGUCCGAGGAUGUGACCGAUUUACAGAGCAAGACCCGUCUAGUUAAGUGGAGCUAUCUGGAGGAAAGCCUCUAUCCUCCUUGCACCGGUAUUCAUAUUCGUAGCGUGUGUAUUUAUGGUGCUGCUGAACUCCGUUGGCUUCUUCGAUCAGGACACUGGUUUGGGAAUAAAUUUGACCCUAAAGUAGAUCCUGUUUUAAUAAAAUGCUUAAUUGAAAAGCUUGUAGAACAGCAAGCAGAAUGGACACACUUUGCUUCAAGAUAACUUUUUUUAGCUGUGCAGGCAGACGACAAUCUAUUUCCUUUUUUUAUUCUUUUAAAAUAUAAUGGCACUUCCUCGUGUAUGGGACACACAUUUCAGGAGAUCAUUCCCUAAGAUUUUUUGUUACCAAAGACUAAAACUUUAAAUGUAAAGACUGAAAAAAAUGCUCAGAUUAACUUUAUAUAUUUUUAAAAGAUUCAGUGGUGAUGUUUAACUUGCACUGUGUAUAUAUGAAUAUUGCUCAGGGGUCUGUUCCGCGAUUGCUGUUUUCUGCAAAAAUGUAUGCAUGACAUCACUAAUGACCUACAAACAUAGAGGUUUGAUGCACACUGACAAGUCCGCUCAUAUCUCUUUGUAGAUCAGUUCAUGAAGCAGUGUGCAAACUGUAGAGAACAGAUGGCCUUGAACGUUUUCCCUUGCCAACAAGCCUUACU